GUACGAAGGGCGAGCGGACGCAUAGCGCAGCGAUCCAACGUCGCGGGGGCUCCGGGGCGAGAGAGAGCCGUUCGGGGUCGUCGAUCGCGCACAAGCCCCCUGACAGUGGGCAUGACGGGGAUCGUGGAAAGCGCAGAGAGUCGUGGAUGUCACGCUCGCGUCGUGAAAUGCCCCUGUUGUGUCAGGCGGGGGGGUAAAGACCAUGGGCGGAAUUCUUCGAGCCCCCGUCGGAGGAUCGCUCUUCUGCACUCGACUGCGCCGUAACUCUCACCUGAGGUCCGCGCGAGGUGUACUACGCCGAAUGGCGAAUCUCGCCCCCCCGGCGGACACCCUCGGCCACAGGGCAGGGCAGGGCGGAGCGGAGCCCGGAUCGACGAAGGAUGGCGACCGCGAACCCGCGAGCCCCCGACGGCACACGCUCGCUUCGUGUUUCGCUCGCUGGGAAAGGAGGGGCUCAGAAGGAGUGGCAGCAAGCCCCGGGUGGCGACGCGAGAGAGAGAGAGAGAGAGAGCGUCGUCUGGUGCGGGGGCAAGCAAGCAAGCAAGCAAGCGGCGGGGCCCGCCGGCGGGGGCAAAAGCGUAAUCCCGCGCGCGUCAACUGGCGGAGAACAGAACGAAUCCGCGGCGUCGAACCGCGAUGGCCAAGUGAGAGGAGGCGCGUAGCCCCGGGGGGGCUGGGGCUGGGGCUGGGCUUCAGACAAGGGUGCCAACAGAGCGGCGAACGGAGAAGCGAAGAGGGAUGGGGGAAGAGGGAAGGAAAGGGGAGGCGACGAGGCAAAGGGGGAGGAUUGGUGGUGGAGGGGAGGCGCGCGAGAAGGGGAACGGAACGGAACGGAUCGGAACGGUAG
Marchantia polymorpha subsp. ruderalis is the source of this 847-nucleotide messenger RNA. The record is from the annotation of a GenBank genome assembly. Lineage: Eukaryota; Viridiplantae; Streptophyta; Marchantiopsida; Marchantiales; Marchantiaceae.